AGGAAAAACUGCUUUUAACUGGACUUACCAGUGCAACCGGGACCACAUGGAUUGUUUUUGAAAAGUCAUCAAGUUAGCAUGUGCCAAGACAUUCACCUUCCUGUUGGGGUCCUGUGAUGCUUUUUUUAUUCUGCGUUACCAGCGCUGACUUCCUGCUUUUAGCUACAGGUGCAAUGGCUGUAGACUACUCUCAGCUGCAGAAACGUUUGCAAAGUCGCCGCAGCACGAUCAACUGCCUGUCAAAGAAUGUGAGUGACAAGAAGACCUUUGCGGUUUCCCAGAAGAAUGCAGUUAAAGCCUGGAGCUCUCUGGAGAACCUGGACACUCCCGAGUGCCAGGGAGGUGAAGAGAAACCCAAACAGGAACCUAACAUCAAGCUUAACGUUGGCGGUAAAGUUUUCCACAUCCCCAAAAAGUGUGCCAUGAAAUAUCCUCACACCCGCAUCGGCUCUCUCGCAGCAAGCACAGACCGAUCCCAACUCAUCGCCCUCUGCGAUGACUACUCCGUUAAAAACAAUGAGUUCUUCUUUGAUCACGACCCUACUUUUUUCCACCACAUCUGCCAUUUUUAUGCCAACGGAGAGCUGUGGGUCAUCAGGCAAAUGUGCCCGAUCAACUUUGAGGAGGAAAUGGCGUACUGGGGUUUGAGCUUAAAGGACACCACACACUGCUGCUGUAUGAUGUUUGAGGAGAAGGUGGAUGAAAUGAAAGACAACCUGAAGGUGGAAAGGGAGCUCAUGGCUGAGAUCGAGGUCAAGUAUGACGACGAGUUAUUCGAGGACAUGCUGUUUGGAAAGGUUCGGAAAUGCCUGUGGAACAUGGUGGAGAAUCCCUACUCUUCAGUUUGGGCGAAAGUCUUCAGUGUGGUCUCCAACCUCUUUGUGCUCUUUUCCAUCGUGGCAAUGUCCCUCAACACAGUGGACGAACUUCAGAACUAUCAAUUUGGGGGCAGAACCCACAUGGAGUGGGUCGAGAUUAUCACCAUUGUGUUCUUUGCUUUGGAGUAUUUGACUCGCCUUGCCACCACGCCGGACAUCAAACUCUUUUUGAAGAGUGGGCUCAACUUUGUUGACAUGGUAGCGGUCAUGCCUUAUUUCGCCCAGAUCGUCUUGGAAGCCGCUUUGGGCUCAGAGGACGGGAACACACCCGAAGACCUUCGGACCCUGUCGAGAUUCAGCAAGUUGGGUCACGUCCUAAAAGUGGUCAAAUUGCUGAGGAUAUUUCGCAUUUUGAAGCUGGCCCGCCAUUCAACCGGCAUGAGGGCCUUUGGGUUCACCCUGCGCCAGUGUUACCAGCAGGCCUCUUGCAUAUUGCUCUUCAUCGCCAUGGGUAUAUUUACUUUUUCUACGCUCUUGCAUUCAGCAGAGAGGGAAACUGAGGCUUCUCCCAUCAGCAGUAUUCCAUAUGCCUGGUGGUGGGCUGCGGUCAGCAUCUCCACUGUGGGCUACGGUGAUGUGGUCCCUGUGACGAUCCUGGGUCGCAUCGUGGCCUUUGGCUGCAUCUCCUUCGGAAUCAUCAUGAACGGAAUGCCCAUCUCCUUCCUUUUUAACAAGUUCUCAGACUACUACGGCAAGCUAAAGGCCCAAGAGUACAACAUAAUCUCAGUCCAACGCCGCUUGCAGCUCAGGAGGCGCCUUCGUCACAGGAUGGGCGCGUGUUUUCAUCCCGCACAGGAAGUGGACAGUGGUUCCCUGGCAAUCAAUGACAUUCCUCGACUAACCUAGUGGUUGAGAAGUAAAGUUCAAAUCUGUUUUGAUAAAUCAGUGCCUGAAAAUACUGCAUGAAAGGGAAUAAAGUACUUUUCAGGGAGCGAUAAAUCUUUGUGUUCAGAAUAGACUGACAAAAUAAUUAUUAAAAUAAUACACAUCUGAUCGUUCCUAGGAGUGUAUAUCAAAUUUCCCUUUGUGCGACAUUCACAGUAUACACAGAAGAGUAAAACUGUUAAGAUCAAAAUUCUUAUAGUAGUUUAAAUUCGAACCUUUCCCUGGAAGCCAAGUUUUUGUUAAUUCACAUGAAGAUUCCAAAACUCGUGAUUAUAUUUUAAUGGAAGUACUGAAGGACCAAAAGUGUUGGGACUGGUGGCUGGGGGGGAAUCAAUGUAUGCAAUAAGAAAUUUUGCAAACCAUAAUUGUAAUGUUGUCAAUUUCAUGUACAAAUAUGCAAUUAAGAAUGACUCCGAAGUUACUUGGGACGCAGGUGUUCGUCUUUUUAAUGCAUAUAUAUUUUUGGGUGGACCUGUUUUGUUCAUGCGGUACAGUGAUGAAAUUGAUUAGAGCGUCUGCUUUACAGUUCCGAGGACCGGGGUUCAAAUCCCGGCCUCGCCUGUGUGGAGUUUGCAUGUUCUUCCAGUGCAUGCACGGGUUUUCUCCGUUUCCUCCAAAAAGAUGCACGGUAAGUUAAUUGAAGCCUCUAAAUUGCUUGUAGGUGAGAAUGCUUGGUUGUUUGCCCAUGACCCUUGUGAGGACAAGUUAUAAAGAAAAAGGAUGGAUGUUCUGUUCUGAAUAUGGACUUUUUUUGGGAGUUGGAAAGAGAUUAUUUAUUUUGUCACCUGUCACACAAGUGUUGAUUUUUUUUUUUUUUUUUUUUUUUUAAACAGUUUGUCAACCUGCAGCGAGAAACUGCACUGUAUAUUUAAUUUCAAUGACUUUAACCCCCUCCCACGCAAUUAUUGCCCGAUGGCAUCUAAAAAGCAAAGCAACCCAAAAACGUCACGAUCGCUGUUCAACACACGGCGUAAAAUCUCUUCUGUAUCAAUAUUGUGGCCCGGCGGGCCGGAGCACAAUCAUAGGAAGUGGUCAGGUCAACUGAGAAAUGGAGUCAGGCUGUUUACUUCUUUUUUGUGUCACUUCCCCGUUGCAGUUUCCCCACAGUGACUCAAGCUUUUACUUCAUGUGACCUUAACUCAAACACGGCAUUUUGUCUGCUGUCUGCAGAAAUCAUUUUCGGUUCUUCAGUACAGAAACUAAAGUUGUACAGUUUUUGUUUUCCAGAGUUGUGUGCAGAUGUGCCCGCCUUUCCUUUUCCUGGCUCGAGUCAUCAUUUGUAAAAUUGGUAGCUCGUGAGUUUUAGCCGUUCUGUGACCGAGCUCAAA
This is a messenger RNA of Syngnathoides biaculeatus (alligator pipefish), 3091 nucleotides long. RefSeq names its product potassium voltage-gated channel subfamily V member 2-like. Gene Ontology annotation, molecular function: delayed rectifier potassium channel activity. Bases 117 to 1724 code for a protein of 535 amino acids. Gene Ontology annotation, cellular component: membrane; voltage-gated potassium channel complex. The transcript has 2 exons. Gene Ontology annotation, biological process: protein homooligomerization; potassium ion transmembrane transport. The record is from RefSeq and is a predicted model, not a curated record. Lineage: Eukaryota; Metazoa; Chordata; Actinopteri; Syngnathiformes; Syngnathidae.